UACUAGAUCUUGAUUCUAAUUCUAUUCUAGAUUUAGAUCUCGAUCAUUUAUGUGUAUAGAUCUAGAUCUAUAGAAAUCUAUAGUUAUUAGAUUUAUAGGCCAAUAAAAUAGAUCUGUAUAAUAAUUUUUUAACAUUACAGAAUGGAUACAGAUGCCCCUUUGACUAGUGUGCCUGAAGACCUGAAACGCUUGGUUCGUCUGAUUGUCAGGGGGUUCUACUCCAUGGAACAUGCUGUUGUCAUUGAUAUGUUGGUCAGGCAUCCAUGUGUGAAAGAGGACGACUUAGCCGAGUUGCUGAAAUUUGAACGCAAACACCUCAGGUCAGUGCUAAACAUGUUAAAAACUGACAAGUUUUUGAAAAGUAGAAUGCGAGUUGAAACAGACGAAGAAGGGCACACAACUAGACAUACAUUUUAUUUCAUUAAUUACAGUGUGUUUGUGAAUGUGGUCAAGUACAAGCUGGACCACAUGCGGAGAAAGAUUGAGACAGAUGAAAGAGACAACACAAGCAGGUCCUCGUUCAAAUGUCCAAACUGUCAGAAAACGUACACAGACUACGAGGUUGGGGAGUUGCUGGAUCCCUCCACUGGUGAACUUGUCUGCACUUUCUGUCAAGUUACGGUUGAGGAGGAUGAGAGCUCUGUGCCCAAACAAGACGCCAGAACAUUACUAGCACGGUUCAAUGAACAGAUCAAGCCCAUCUACGAGCUGCUCAAGCGUUGUGAGGAUGUCAGGUUGGCGCCAGAGGUACUGGAACCAGAACCAACAGAUCUCAAGAAAGUCAUGAAUAGGGGCAACGCACCUGUGUCACACAGGCAACAGGACGGAGACAGGACCGUAUGGAGCGGUGACGCUACCCGUAAUGUUGACUUUGGCUACACGGAGAACCGCGUCACCAUUACCAUGGAUGACGAAAAUGCUGGGAAAGUGGAAAAGAAAGAUCAGCCGGUUUGGAUGACCAAGAGUACUAUAGAUGGAACUUCAGCCAUUGAUACAAGUGUUUUAGAGACCAAACACGUUGAAACUGACAAACGCGGCAAAAAUGUGGGGGCUGAUGACAUAUUACAAACUCUACUGGUCCACGAACCAAAGGCCGGGCCGUCACGGUUCCCCGCACCUGAGUCUAGCGGGGAGUCAGACAUGGAAGAUGUCAAGAAUGGUGAUGAAAUUGAGGAGAUGGACAGUGAUGAAGAUGAAGAUGCUGGCCCCUUGGUUACCAUUGGUUUAGAUCGGGUCCCCUACAACAACGUCACCUCUGAGAUGGUCGCAGCCAUGACCCCGCUAGAGAAGGAAGAAUACAUUAGAAUAGGGCAGCAGUUGUAUGAAAAUAUGUAUGAUUGAUGCUGAGUGGAGAUAUAGACUACUGAUCCUAUUCAUCAAUAGCUGAUGAAGAUUGUUACCUCAGUUGUGCUCAUGAUAAAUUACAGGAACGGCAAGGAUUUGAAUAAUGUUGCGCCAUGGAGUCUUCUUGCCUGUUGUAUUUAGAAUUUUUUUUCUGGCUAAGUUGUUUAAUGCCAUUGAAGUGAUCUGCCAGGAUAAUUACUAGUACUUCUACCAUGAAGGGACAAAUGCCUAGUUUGAUGCAGUGAUGUAUGCAUGUUGGCCUGCAUACCUGCCUAGCUUCAUUAAUCAUUGACCUUCCAUUGUUACAGAUUUGCCUAGCUCUGUAAUUCAUUGACCUUUCAAACAAAAAUGAUGCACAAAAACAAUACCACACAAGACUUCAAACAUCCACGACCAUAUCUGGAUGUAAGCUGAAAGAAAUCUGUGUGUCAGUGGUGUAAUUUUCACAAAAUUAAACAAAACUUAUUCCUUCAAGAAUUUGUUUAAUGAAUGAUGAUGUUUAUGAUGGCUAUGGUUGAUUAUAACAUCACAGUAUUACAUUCAUCAGCUUCCAGGAACUCUCACUGAUGCUUGGAGUGAGAUUUGUUUUCUUGA
Messenger RNA from Physella acuta, 1938 nucleotides. Its product is annotated as general transcription factor IIE subunit 1-like. Gene Ontology annotation, biological process: transcription initiation at RNA polymerase II promoter. NCBI's taxonomy places the organism in Eukaryota, Metazoa, Mollusca, Gastropoda, Physidae. Gene Ontology annotation, cellular component: transcription factor TFIIE complex. The record is from RefSeq and is a predicted model, not a curated record.